GGCUAAUUACGAUUAUAUAAAUGUCAAUGUUAGCUCAAUUUAUGCGACCGGUCUCAAAAAGUCAUGAACAUGAAGGCACUUUCUUGUGUUCUAAUUUUGUUUGCCAUAGUAAAGUUCGUUCGUAUGGAAGAAGAAAUCGUCUCCAAAGUUGAAUGCAGUAAUCAACAGACAGCUGAAUGGAUGAACAUAAUGUUGUCCUACCCUUACGAAUGCUUUGAUCCGCAAUUUUUCUUAGAAAUAUUGACAUGUUACGAUGGACCGCGCAAUACUAGUUUUGGAGAACAUCUAAAUAAGUGCGCUAUUCAAUCCUACUCCUCCAGUGGGGUUGUUUGCAGAAGUGAUUGUCCGGACAUGAUGAAUAAAGUAACAGUUAUGGCCGUGCAAGAAUUCGAUUUUAAAUGUGAAAAUGACAAAUUCCUGGAGUCGUUCUUCACAUGCCUUUUGAAGAUACGGCAAGGUGCUGAAUGUCCCGAAAAUGGUUAUAGUUCCUGUGCCAAACCAUUUGAGUAGGUAAUCAUUAACCUUGAUAUGUGGGAUAAGUGUUCAUAUAAAAUUGCUUUUGCUUUAUUUGAAAUAAAAAGCGUACUUAAUCGAA
Messenger RNA from Photinus pyralis (common eastern firefly), 595 nucleotides. RefSeq lists its product as uncharacterized. The record is from RefSeq and is a predicted model, not a curated record. The transcript is spliced from 2 exons. The coding region runs from base 64 to 510 and encodes 148 amino acids. Lineage: Eukaryota; Metazoa; Arthropoda; Insecta; Coleoptera; Lampyridae.